CUGUUUUUGGCCAGAACCCUUCCUAAGAAGUGGGGAAAUCCUUGUAUUUUGGAUCUAUAGGAGGGGGGGCUGCAUUUAUUUCCUCCUCAGCAUUUGGGGGCAAGAGAAAGAGGUCAAGUGCUUGGAGGUGGAAGACAGCUCCAUUUAUGCCAUAGACACCCUCGCCCGUUGCUCGUCCGCUCUCCCUACCAUGGCAACCACAAGGAGCCCUGCCAGCCCCUGUCAGCUGAAGGAGUUUGACAGCGUCCAAGAUUCCCUUGCCAAUAUCAUCGGCCAGCUCCGAGACAUUGACCCGAGCCACCUCUCUUUCUCGCCAUUUCUGGACCUUGACACCCAGAUUUCAAUGGCGCCCGUCUCGGACAGCCCUGAAUCGUCUCUGGAGGAGCUGCAUUCUACUGAAACAGAGGAGGGAGGAGAAGAAGGAGAAGAAGAAGAAGAAGGAGAAGAGGAGGAAGAAGGGAUGACCUCUCCCAGACCUCUCCCUGGCCAAGCCUUCCCAGACCCUCUGGGUCAACCCAGGCUCCCUCCUCCACAGGCCCCAGAAGAGAGCGACGUGGAGCAGCCCCCCAUGCCUGGGGCCGACACUGUGGCCCCCCGCUUGCCCAAAGAGACGUCCUUUUUGGACUCCGUCCACGUCGUGCCACGCUGCCCCCUUCCUGAUCCCAAGCAAAGGUCAGAAGGCGGCCAAACCGGGACCCUCACGCCGACCAGUCUGCCUCCCUGCGAACACCAGACCUGGCUGGACAUGGGAGAUGGUGCAUGCCCGGUUUUGCACCAUGGCUCCUCAGGAGAGCUGACCGCCCGCUUGGAGGGCAGCGGGGGGCGCCAGCCCUGCUCCAGCGAGCGCAUGAAAGCCGUGGCCUCGGCCUUCGUCGCCCUCCUCCUGGCUCCGUGGUUCCUCUAUGGAAGCUACUACUUCCUUCCGCUGCCAGCCCCUGCCUGCCCGGAUCUUGCCGGCCGGAUCGCCUUGGCUCUUCGCUGCCUGCCGGUCGCUGGGCUGCCUAUUCUCCUCGGCAUUGUUCUGAGGGCUUUUUCUGCCUUGUGCCUGGACAACGUCGGCCCCCUGGGCACUCGCUCUCGGCCCUUCCUGCUCCACCAGCUUUUUGUCAUGGGCUCUGUGGACCAGCUCUCCGUCUUUGCCCUCAACGUGGUGGUGACGGCGACAUUCCUCCCUCAGGAGCACCUGGGUCUCAUCCCGAUCCUCGUGGGGCUCUUUGCUGUUGGAAGGUGCUGCUACUGGGCCUGCCUGCACCUCUGUAGCACAUACCGUGGGUUCGGGUUCGGCCUCUCCUUCUUCCCGACAGUCGCCAUGAGUAUCUAUAACCUCUUCUGCCUCUACCAUCUGGGCUUGGGGUUCCUGUUCACCACCUUGCCCGACGUCCGCAACACAUCCACUCCGACGCUCGAACUGACUAUGCCCAAGAGAUGAGGGACGAGGCGCCUACAAAACUGUCUCUGCCCCCCACCCCCUUCUCAAGCUCCCCAUCCCUGCAAAAAACCAGCAACUCUGCAACACCCCUCUAAAUUUCUGGGUCAACUCCAGGAGGACUUAAAAGAGACCAGCCAUCUGCUUCGAAACACGGGGUUUGUUUGCAAAAUCCCAGUGGCUUUGCAAGAAAGGACUAAAUUUGCAGGCAGGGUCAAAUGCUCCUCCCUUAAAAAGGCAAAUGUUAGCAUUUCAGAAGGAAGCUAGGAUGGAGCUCCCCCCCCCCCUGAAAUACUGAAUUUUCACACGCAGGGGAUUUUUUGCCGCUUCCUGGUACACUCAUACCCCAUGUUACGUCCGCUUCAUGUUACGUUCUUUCAGGUUACGUCCUGCAGCGACCAGAAAGGGUUAC
Podarcis raffonei (Aeolian wall lizard) is the source of this 1838-nucleotide messenger RNA. Its product is annotated as transmembrane protein 79-like. Lineage: Eukaryota; Metazoa; Chordata; Lepidosauria; Squamata; Lacertidae. Gene Ontology annotation, biological process: regulated exocytosis. The transcript has 4 exons. Gene Ontology annotation, cellular component: lysosomal membrane; trans-Golgi network membrane. The coding region runs from base 191 to 1429 and encodes 412 amino acids. The record is from RefSeq and is a predicted model, not a curated record.